This is a messenger RNA of Closterium sp. NIES-65, 1251 nucleotides long. Lineage: Eukaryota; Viridiplantae; Streptophyta; Zygnematophyceae; Desmidiales; Closteriaceae. The record is from the annotation of a GenBank genome assembly.
AUGCGGUGUCUGGUGGUGGAUGGGCGUCCGGUGAGGCAGCAGGUGACUGCCACGUACCUGGCCCGCAUGGGGCUACGAGUUGACCUCUCUGAUAGCGUCCCUGCUGCUGCGCUGGCACUCAGGCACUUCCCCGGCAUCUACCAGGCACUCCCGGCAUCUACCAGGUGGGUGACUGUGAAUCAUCCCUGUGGCUGCCCUGGCACUGCCAUGUACCUGGCUCGCAUGGGCCUUCAAGUGGAUCUUGAAGCGUCCCUGCUGCUGCUGCCCUGGCGCUCAGACACUCCCGGCACCUCCCAGGGCCUGGUGAAUCGCAAGAGCCGGUGGGACAUGGUGGUGGUGGAUGCAGAUGCGGACGGGCCGGGCACGGGGAUAGAGCUGGGGCGCAUGGUGCAGCAACUGAAGGAGCUGAGAGAGGCGCCGGGCACGGGGAUAGAGCUGGGGCGCAUGGUGCAGCAACUGAAGGAGCUGAGAGAGGCGUGGGAGACCACUCCUAUCGUGCCCAAGCUGCUGCUGCUGCUCACUCAGCAACUCAAGGAGUUGAGGGAGGCGUGGGAGGCCACUCCUAUCGUGCCCAAGCUGCUGCUACUCAGCGCUGGCCACCAGGCGAAGGCAGCUGCUGCUGCGGCUGUGCCUCUAGGGCAAGCGAGUCCUGGUGGUCGACCACCACUACAUCACUCCCCUCAUUUCGCCCCUCUCCUUUCUUCCUCCCGCCCUACAGCUGCUGCUGCAGCGGCGGUUGUGGCACUCGGGCUGAACCCACGAGAGACAACAGCACUGGCCACCAGGCGCAGGCAGCUGCUGCUGCGGCUGUGCCUCAAGGGGAAGCGGGUGUUGGUGGUAGACCACCAUUACAUCACGCGCAAGGCGGCUGCUGAGCUGGUUUCGCACUUUGCUGACGUGGUGGUGGCCGUUGACAGCUCAGUGGAGGCCCUCUCGCGGCUCACACCGCUGCCACACUCCUUCCAGCUCAUCCUCGUUAAUAUCCGACUCGCUGACAUGCCUGGCUUUGAAUUCACGGAGGAGGUGCGGCGCCGGGAGGCGGAGCACAACAAGGCGGAGGUCCAACGGUGGGGCGCCACGUCAGCGCAGAGAAUCCGCGUGCCGAUCCUGGGGUUGGUGUCAGACAUGCACCCUGAGAUGGUGGCGCGGUGGCGCGAUGUGGGCAUGGAUGGGUUGCUCACUACUCCCAUUGAUGAAGCCCAGCUGCUGACAGUGGCUUCCAGGCUGUUCAAGCCAUCAGAGCAGCACUAG